AUGAAUUGUAAUUAUCAAAAUUUGUAAAUCAUUAUUACAAAUUAAAUGUAAGACACAUACACAUAUUAAGUAUUCUCUCUAUAUAUUCUUAGAUUCUUAAGAAAUGCAAUGGUAAAGUAAUUAUGUAGAUUGAUGAACAUUUAUUAGACAUCAUCAAUGCUCAUCUUACUAUUAAACCUCAAUCAUAAUAGACUGAAGUACCAUACUCAAUUAAGAAAUAACAUAAUUUCUAACGUAGAAUUGUGCCAUUCUUUAUGAAUCAAUUCAUGCAUUGGGCUGAAGAAAUGGGAUAUAAAUAAGUUGAUGGCUAUUUGAGAGCUAUUCAUAAGAAAAAGACUUCAAAGCAAUAAAAAUUUGAAUUAGGAGACCUGAAAAAACUAUUUGGAGCAAUAAAUCCUAGAACAAAGAUUAUUUAAUUAGAAACAUAACACAAAUGGAUAGAAUUCUUAGGAACAUAAGCUGAAAUUUGUGUGCUUAUCAAUAACAAAAUUAAAGAUCAGAUUACUAAAUAGAUGUACAUCUAAGCCAUUGAAUAACUUAAAGAAUAGCUACAUAAGGAAUAACCUUAUGAUAAAUUCUUAAGUCUCUCAAAAAAAGAUGAAGUAAAAGAGGAGUCUAUUAAAGAAGAAUACUCAAGUUGUGAAGUUCCCACUGAUGAGUAUGCACCAACUUAUUAUCAAGAUCCAUAUUCUUAUUUAAGUUGUGCUUACAAUAGUGAGUUCUGA
This is a messenger RNA of Paramecium pentaurelia, 725 nucleotides long. The record is from the annotation of a GenBank genome assembly. NCBI's taxonomy places the organism in Eukaryota, Ciliophora, Oligohymenophorea, Peniculida, Parameciidae.